Messenger RNA from Rhodofomes roseus, 1051 nucleotides. RefSeq lists its product as uncharacterized. The record is from RefSeq and is a predicted model, not a curated record. The transcript has 2 exons. NCBI's taxonomy places the organism in Eukaryota, Fungi, Basidiomycota, Agaricomycetes, Polyporales, Fomitopsidaceae. Bases 97 to 783 code for a protein of 228 amino acids.
GGUGCGCGGAGGCCAUGGCGAGGGGUCUCGAGGGGAAUUUGAUGAGUGACGCCGAAUCUGGUGGCUGCAUGUGAUCGCGUCUUCGAGAUCUCGCAGAUGCUUGGCACCGUCACUGCCCUCGUUCUUCCCAUUUAUUUGCGCCCUCCGCAGCGGCCGUCCCGCUACCGUCCUGCGCGUACCUUGUCGACGCCGCUAUCCACGAUUCUCCCAUUCAACCUCUCGCCAUCGUGCUCGUCCCUGGCGUGCACCCGUGUGCUCUGGGCAUUCGCAUGCCGGCACCCGUCUCCCGAACCUCCUCCUGCCCUGCUCGGGCGCCCGGAAGUGGUUCAGGGUGGCAGCUGGAGACACUGGCAGAAAGAGGAGCAACCCUCGAAACGGACCUCGGGCGCGGCCGGCUCAUUUGUCUUCACGACAUAUUGGCAAUCACAAUGUUGUGCCCUUUCAACUCGCGCGCGAUCGUACCCUCGACGCUGUAAGCCACACGUAGCGAUCCCCGUCCAUUCCCCCCACGAGCAUCCGGUCUCAGACUGUCUGUCCUCCGGAAUCGCGCCAAAAAUUGCGGGUAAACCGAGGGUAAACGUACAGGACCUCCUUACCCAGUGCGGGGCGUCGCUGCGGCCCCCGAGCCCGCAGCGCUGCUCUCCGUAUCAGGCAAUGCCACGGAUUAUCGCAUUCGAGUCUGUCGGACAAGCCUGGGUGGACAAUGACAUGGUCUUGGAGCUAAGCGCAGCACGACAGGGGACUCCGGCUAGGUCAUACACCGGUGAGCUUGAGCUUUUGUGAUGAGACAGGGACAUUGAGAAGUGGCGGACGUGUUCUAAAAAUAACUGCUGUGGCGCCAAUACCGCCGCCUUCAACUGUGUCCAGCCCCGUGCCGCAAUAUGUACACCGUACUUCUCGUCGAAUCGUAGGCUAUAUCAACGUAGGUACCCAACACAAAUGCGCGAUACACUUGGCCUCUGCAUGCUCAGCGCUCAGCGCUCAGCUUCCCGGGCCGUCAAUCAAUGAAUCAAUGGAGAUAUAGUGUUCAAUCCUAGGCGUACAGCACCAG